AGUUUUGUCUCAGUUUGUCUCAUGUAGAAUGUAGUUUUCAAACAUGAAAACCUGCUCUGACUGGGGGUUUGAGGCUCAGAGAUGAAACUGUAAAUGACUCCUUAGUUUUUCUUCAUAUUCCAACUCCCCCAUAAUCAGAACUGAUUCCAUCUGCUUGUCCAACAUUCCAGAUCCUGAAUCAGUGGUUAGAAAUCAGAGUGAAAGUGGUGGACGGUCAGUUUGUGGCUGCUGGAGGAAGCAGUGUGUUGAUCAGAACCUGCAGUUUGUGACUCUGCUGCUCCUUCAGUCAGGUUUUAAUUAGACUCAGUCCAUUUGUUGGUCUUUAACAUGAAAAAGGUUGAAUGUUGAAAUAAUCCGUCACAUGAACUGAGUGGGAAUCAGCCUGUAAAAUGUGCUCUUAUUGUGAAAGUCUGCCUGCUGCUUCCUCAUAGGUGGAGUCCUGACUGGUUCCAGGAAACAGAUCACCUGUCUGAGCGUCCAGGAGUGGACUGGAAACUUUCUUCUUCUUCUUCAGCGCUUUGAAUAAAGUGUGAAGGUAGAAAGUGUGUGUGAGCUGCUGUGAGUUGAGCAGCAUGGAUGAGUGUGAGGACAGAGAGGAGGGAGUCCCUCCCUCUAAAAGCUCUCUGUGUGGGGAACAGGAGAACCAGAGCAAAGCUCAGAGGAAUCCACCUGGACCUGGACCUGGACCUGGACCUGGACCUGGACCUGGAUCCAGCUGUGUGUCCUUCAAGAGUGACCAGUCUAAGGGUCAGCCCAUUUUCUUUAAAGAUCAUCAACCUCCUGCUGCAGAGAAAAUCCAUCAGAGACCACAGUCCUCUGGACCUGGACCUGGACCUGGACCUCCAUCCAGCUGUGUGUCCUUCAAGAGUGACCGGUCUAUGGGUCGUCUUACUGACUUUAAAGGAGAACCAGGUCCUGCUGCAGAGGGAGUGGAGCAGCAGAACUCAGAGGUUCCCAGAGUUCAGUCUGUCCAGCAGCAUCACCUGGACUCCAUAUUCAUGCUGCUGGAGGACAAUAUGGUGACUUUUGUGAAGAAGGAGCUGAAGAAGAUGCAGAAGGUUGUGAGUCCAGAUUACCCAGAAUGCUCCUCAGAGAGUCAGAGGGAGGAUGAGGAGGAGUUGGAGGGUGAUGAUGAAGAGCAGAGGAGCAGCAGAGAGAUGUUUCAGCAGAUCACAGUGUUGUUCCUGAGGAGGAUGAAGCAGGAGAAGCUGGCUCACUGUCUGCAGAACAAACUUGCUGCUGGAGUUUGUGGACGUAAACUUAAAUAUGGUCUGAAGAAGAAGUUCCAGAGAGUGUUUGAGGGCAUCGCUAAAGCAGGACAGUCGACCCUCCUGAAUGAGAUCUACACAGAGCUGUACAUCACAGAGGGAGGGACUGCAGAGGUCAAUGAUGAACAUGAGGUCAGACAGAUUGAAGCAGCAUCCAGGAAAGCAGACAGAGCAGAAACAAGCAUCAGAGCAGAAGACAUCCUGAAAGGCUCACCUGGAAGAGAUGGACCAAUCAGAACAGUGAUGACAAAGGGAGUGGCUGGCAUCGGGAAAACAGUGUUAACACAGAAGUUGACUCUGGACUGGGCUGAAGACAAAAGCAACCAGGACAUCCACUUCAUGUUUCCAUUGACUUUCAGAGAGCUGAAUGUGCUGAAAGAGAGAAAGUUCAGCUUGAUGGAACUUGUUCAUCACUUCUUCAGUGAAACUAAAGCAGCAGGAAUCUGCAGCUUUGAAUACUUCCAGGUUGUGUUGAUCUUUGACGGUCUGGAUGAGUGUCGCCUUCCUCUGGACUUCCACAACAAUGAGGUCCUGACUGAUGUUAGAGAGUCCACCUCAGUGGAUGUGCUGCUGACAAACCUGAUCAGGGGGAAGCUGCUUCCUUCUGCUCGCCUCUGGAUAACCACACGACCUGCAGCAGCCAAUCAGAUCCCUCCUGACUGUGUGGACAUGGUGACGGAGGUCAGAGGGUUCACUGACCCACAGAAGGAGGAGUACUUCAGGAAGAGAUUCAGAGAUAAGAGGCAGGCCAGCAGCAUCAUCUCCCACAUGAAGAAGUCACGAAGCCUCCACAUCAUGUGCCACAUCCCAGUGUUCUGCUGGAUCACUGCUACAGUUCUGGAGGAGCUGCUGGAAACCAGAGAGGAAGGAGAUCUGCCCAGAACCUUGACUGAGAUGUUCAUCCACCACCUGGUGGUUCAGGCUAAAGUCAAGAAGGUCAAGUAUGAUGGAGGAGCUGAGACAGAUCCACACUGGAGUCCAGACAGCAGGAGGACGAUUGAGUCUCUGGGAAAACUGGCUUUUAAUCAGCUGCAGAAAGGAAACCUGAUCUUCUAUGAGUCUGAUAUGACAGAGUGUGGCAUCGAUGUGGAAGCAGCCUCAGUGUACUCAGGAGUGUUCACACAGAUCUUUAAAGAGGAGAGAGGGCUGUACCAGGACAAGGUGUUCUGCUUCAUCCAUCUGAGUGUUCAGGAGUUUCUGGCUGCUCUUCAUGUCCAUCAGACCUUCAUCAACUCUGGAAUCAACCUGCUGGAAAAACAACAGCAAACAACCUCCAACAAACCCGAUCCAACAGUUUUCUACCAGAGAGCUGUGGACGAGGCCUUACAGAGUCCAAACGGACACCUGGACCUGUUCCUGCGCUUCCUCCUGGGUCUGUCACUGCCCACCAAUCAGAAUCUCCUACGAGGCCUGCUGACACAGACAGGAAGUAGCUCACAGACCAUUCAGAAAACAGUGAAGUAUAUCAAGGAGAAGAUCAGUGAGAAUGUGUCUGUAGAGAGAAACAUCAAUCUGUUCCACUGUCUGAAUGAACUGAAGGAUGUUUCUCUAGUGGAGGCGGUCCAACAGUCCCUGAGAUCAGGACGUCUGUCCACAGAUGAACUGUCUCCUGCUCAGUGGUCAGCUCUGGGCUUCAUCUUACUGUCAUCAGAAGAACAUCUGGACGUGUUUGACCUGACGAAAUACUCUGCUUCAGAGGAGGCUCUUCUGAGGUUGCUGCCAGUGGUCAAAGCCUCCAAGAAAGUUGUACUGAGUGGCUGUAAUCUGUCAGAGAGAAGCUGUGGAGCUCUGUCCUCAGUCCUCAGCUCCCAGUCCUCCAGUGUGACAGAGCUGGACCUGACUAACAACAACCUGCAGGAUUCAGGAGUGGAGAGUCUUUCUGCUGGACUGGAGAGUCCACACUGUAAACUGGAAGCUCUCAGACUUAGUAACUGUAAUCUGUCAGAGAGAAGCUGUGGAGCUCUGUCCUCAGUCCUCAGCUCCCAGUCCUCCAGUGUGACAGAGCUGGACCUGACUAACAACAACCUGCAGGAUUCAGGAGUGGAGAGUCUUUCUGCUGGACUGGAGAGUCCACACUGUAAACUGGAAGCUCUCAGGCUGUCAGGCUGUCUGGUCACAGAGGAAGGUUGUGCUUCUCUGGCCUCAGCUCUGAGCUUCAAGUCCUCAAAUCUGAGAGAGCUGGACCUGAGCUACAACCAUCCAGGAGACUCAGGAGAGAAGAUGCUGAGAGCUAAAGUGGAGGAUCCAGACUGUAGACUGGAAACUCUCAGGGUGACGCCUGCUGGAGUCCGAUGGUUGACACCAGGUCUGAGGAAGUAUUCCUGUCAACUCACAGUUGACACAAACACAGUAAACAGAAAAGUCAAACUGUCUGACAACAACAGGAAGGUGACACGUGUGGAGGAGGAUCAGUCGUAUCCUGAUCAUCCAGACAGGUUUGACUGGUAUCAGCUGCUGUGUGAAACUGGUCUGACUGGUCGCUGUUACUGGGAGGUGGAGUGGAGAGGAGGGGUUUAUAUAUCAGUGAGUUACAGAAGAAUCAGAAGGAAAGGAAGCAGUAAUGACUGUUUGUUUGGACUUAAUGAUCAGUCCUGGAGUCUGUUCUGCUCUGAUGAUGAUGGUUACUCUGUCUGGCACAAAAACAGUCAAACAUCCAUCAGUUCCUCCUCAGUUUCUCACAGAGUUUCAGUUUAUGUGGACGUUCCUGCUGGAACUCUGUCCUUCUACAGAGUCUCCUCUGACUCUCUGAUCCACCUCCACACCUUCAACACCACAUUCACUCAACCUCUCUAUCCUGGAUUUGGGUUCUUGUGGUCUGGUUCCUCAGUGUUUCUGUGCUGAGUUGAGUCUCCAGAGUCUCCUCCUGGUAGAGAAACAGUGUUGAACAGAUAGUUGAGUCUCUCCAUGACUCUGUCCCUCAGAAACAUGUUUUCACAUUCAUGGAUUAAAUGUGUUUCUUUGUGAAAUCCUUCUAAAUGAUUCCUUGUAAACUUGUUCCUCUUCAAAGAUGGAAGUUGUGAUUAUUCCAGGAGCCAAAUGUGGUGUUUGCGUCUUUUUCCAGUCAAAUAUUGAGAGUGAAAAUCAGGAUGUGGUGUUUCCUCUGAUGCUCACUUGAACUAAAAGCAUUUGAGUUGCACAAAGUGUGAAAUGAGAGAGGAAGCAGUGAAUCUACAAACUGCUGACAAACUUUCACACAUUAUUGUCCAGUGAAAAUCAGGUUUUUGUGCAGCCAGACUUGAUCCUGAUUUGAGUGUUUCAGUCCUGUUCUAGUGAUGAAAUGAGAACUUCCUUCAUCUUGUGUGUGAUGGAGAAGAAUAAAGGACUGUGGCUAAAAA
Amphiprion ocellaris (clown anemonefish) is the source of this 4603-nucleotide messenger RNA. RefSeq names its product NLR family CARD domain-containing protein 3-like. The record is from RefSeq and is a predicted model, not a curated record. Gene Ontology annotation, molecular function: protein binding. The transcript is spliced from 12 exons. NCBI's taxonomy places the organism in Eukaryota, Metazoa, Chordata, Actinopteri, Pomacentridae.